Molecule: messenger RNA, 978 nt
Organism: Perca fluviatilis (European perch)
Lineage: Eukaryota; Metazoa; Chordata; Actinopteri; Perciformes; Percidae
Product: mucin-5B-like
Exons: 9
Coding region: 266-910 (214 amino acids)
Source: RefSeq, a predicted model, not a curated record
AACGUAAUCAUGGGGGCGGUCCCUGUUAUUCCCAGGUGGCACCAAUGACAUCACAUCCAGUAUAAAUAGAGGAAGUGACUCAGCAUUUCCUCCUUUCCUUUUGUCUGGAGCACAUGGUGUGGUCAUUAUCUUCAAGAACUGUAUUUAGAGGGACAGGAGACGGGCUCAAUACGCCACACAGACGUUCACACAACCGUUCAACUGAGGAGUCCCGUGGGUGUCUUUAUUUUUGCAGAGGUUUAAAGACCCCUCUUUAUCUGCAAUCAUGAUCCAAUUGCUGAGCGUAGCCAUUGUUGCAGGAUUGUUCUUUGAAAGCAACCAGCAGACAGCCAGAGGGUCUGACUUAGUUUUACUCCCUAAACCAGGAUGCUGGACAGACUGGUUUGACAGAGAUGACCCCUCUGGAACUGGAGACUGGGAAACCCUCUCUGAUCUUCGCAAUGAGUACCCAGGAAAGAUCUGCUCUAAACCAGUAGAUAUUGAGGCGAGAACUCUAUCUGGACUCACUGUGGCUGCAGCAGGUGAUGUGAUUUAUGUAAGUGACACCACUACAGGAUUUGUCUGCAGGAACCAGGACCAACCCAGGACUAAGAUGUGUAAUGAUUAUAGUGUUCGUUUCAGCUGCCCUUCUUUCUGUAAAGUGUGCUGGACCCAGUGGUAUAACCGGGACGCUCCCAGUGGAACAGGGGACUGGGAGACUUUGACUAACCUGAGGACAGAAAACCCAGGACAAAUCUGUGACAGCCCACUGUCCAUUGAGGCUGUUACCACUGACACAUUGACCCCAGCCCUCUCCACAGGGCAGACCUUCUUUAUUUACAAUCAAAAUGAGGGAUUGGUUUGCCGCAAUACGGACCAGAAAUCUGGCUUGUGCCGUGACUACAAAGUUCGGUUUGGGUGCCCAUGCUAAGUCCAGACUCCACAGCAAACGCUGCGAAGGAUAAGACUCAUCUAAUAAAUUUUCUCAAUUAUCUCAGA